UCUCCUAACAACUGCGGGCUCCGGCACCAGAUAGGGAGACUCUCCGGCGGGUUGAAAUCACACGCCCGAUCCUUCCGGCAGGUCGACCCCGAAAGCCCGGCCUUGGGCCCCACCUGUCCGCUCCUCGCAGAGCAGCCCCCUGCGCCGCUACUACCGGCCCCUCGGCGCGGAGCCCUGUGUCCGCCGCCGCUUUGAUCCCGGGGGCCCCGCUGGAUAAAAGUCUCGGGCGGCUCUACGCCAGCGCCAGAGAGGGAGCGCAGCGCAGUUGGGCGCACCAGCGGGAUAGCGCAGCUCCAGUAACUAUCAGGACCUACGGUGGCCGCAGGCCGGAGUGACGUUGCCAUGGGAGGAGAGGUGCGCGUGCUGCUACUGCUGGGCCUGCUGCACUGGGUCGGGGGCAGCGAGGGCAGGAAGACCUGGAGGCGCCGUGGCCAGCAGCCACCCCAGCCGCCGCCCCCGCCGCCGCCGCCCCUGCAGCGGGCUGAGGUGGCGCCGGGCGCCGGGCAGCCGGUGGAGAGCUUCCCGCUGGACUUCACGGCAGUGGAGGGCAACAUGGACAGCUUUAUGGCGCAAGUCAAGAGCCUGGCACAGUCCUUGUAUCCCUGCUCUGCGCAGCAGCUCAAUGAGGACCUGCGCCUUCACCUCCUGCUGAACACGUCGGUGACCUGCAAUGACGGCAGCCCCGCCGGCUACUAUUUGAAGGAGUCCAAGGGCAGUCGGCGGUGGUUACUCUUUCUGGAAGGCGGCUGGUAUUGCUUCAACCGGGAGAACUGUGACUCCAGAUACACCACCAUGCGGCGCCUCAUGAGCUCCAAAGACUGGCCACACACACGCACAGGUACUGGUAUUCUAUCCUCGCAGCCAGAGGAGAACCCUCACUGGUGGAAUGCCAAUAUGGUCUUCAUCCCUUACUGCUCCAGUGACGUUUGGAGUGGGGCUUCACCCAAGUCUGAGAAGAAUGACUAUGCCUUCAUGGGCUCCCUCAUCAUCCAGGAGGUGGUACGGGAGCUCCUGGGCAAAGGGCUGAGCGGGGCAAAGGUGCUGCUGUUGGCUGGGAGCAGCGCCGGGGGCACCGGGGUGCUGUUGAAUGUAGACCGCGUGGCUGAGCUGCUGGAGGAGAUGGGUUACCCAUCUAUCCAGGUGCGGGGCCUGGCUGACUCAGGCUGGUUCCUGGACAACAAGCAGUACCGGCGAUCAGACUGCAUCGAUACCAUCAACUGUGCACCUACAGAGGCCAUCCGCCGUGGCAUCAGGUACUGGAGUGGAAUGGUCCCAGAGCGCUGCCAGCGCCAGUUCAAGGAAGGGGAGGAAUGGAAUUGCUUCUUUGGCUACAAAGUCUAUCCAACUCUGCGCUGUCCAGUGUUUGUGGUACAGUGGCUAUUUGAUGAGGCUCAGCUGACCGUGGACAAUGUGCAUCUCACUGGACAGCCAGUUCAGGAGGGCCAGUGGCUAUACAUCCAGAAUCUGGGCAGAGAACUACGCAGUACACUGAAGGAUGUACAGGCCAGCUUUGCCCCCGCCUGCCUGUCACAUGAGAUCAUCAUACGGAGCUAUUGGACGGAUGUCCAGGUGAAGGGGACCUCACUGCCCCGGGCACUGCACUGCUGGGACCGGAGCUUCCAUGACAACCAUAAGGCCAGCAAAACCCCCAUGAAGGGCUGCCCUUUCCACCUGGUAGACAGCUGCCCCUGGCCCCACUGCAACCCCUCAUGCCCUGCCAUCCGGGACCAGUUCACAGGGCAAGAAAUGAAUGUGGCACAGUUCCUUAUGCACAUGGGCUUUGAUGUGCAGACGGUGGCACAACAGCAGGGGAUGGAGCCCAGCAAGCUGCUAGGGAUGCUGAGUAGUGGAAACUAGAGGGCUGCCUGCAGAGGAGGUAGUACUGAGGGGCUGAUCCGCUCCACUCGCUGUCCCAGGACCCACCUGGGUGUGGAUGCCUGACUGCCUAUACUCUCCCACUACCUGGCUAGAGGAGUGGUCUGCCCUGAAAUCCAGGGACCCUUCACACCCCAUAUCUGUUUCCCUAGCCCCCAGCCCAGCUUGGGGAGGGAGCCAGAAGCAAAGAAAGCACUGGAUCCCUGAGCCUUUCAGCUCAGACAGUCCCUCCCAGGCCCCAACUGAUCAUGUUCUUUUGUAUUAUUUUAUAAAGUGACUUUUUUAUUACUUUAAUUUUUAAAAAAAAUGGAAAUUAAGAAAUAUAUGAUGGAUGAUAUUGUUUUGUAACAUAUUUUUUCUUAAUAAUUAAAAAAAACAAAAAAACAGAAGCUCACCCA
Messenger RNA from Mastomys coucha (southern multimammate mouse), 2273 nucleotides. RefSeq names its product notum, palmitoleoyl-protein carboxylesterase (gene Notum). The record is from RefSeq and is a predicted model, not a curated record. NCBI's taxonomy places the organism in Eukaryota, Metazoa, Chordata, Mammalia, Rodentia, Muridae. The coding region runs from base 343 to 1857 and encodes 504 amino acids. Gene Ontology annotation, molecular function: hydrolase activity. The transcript is spliced from 12 exons.